AUUCGUCGUCGUCGUCAGCAAUAUUCUAUCGCGAAAAAACCUUCAGGAUACCAUCAUUUUCCCCUCGUCACCUUCGCUAGGAUAAAUAUACGUCGCGAUCGUAACCCACUCCGCAAAGCCUUGUCGCUCUCGGAAAUUGUGAUACAUCCGAAUACCAAAGUCGAUUGGAUACCACGCUGGUAUAGUACCAUGCUAACAAAAACAUCGCAUAAGCAGAUACCCAUCAAAGUACAGGUUCUAGUUAGCAAGAUGGCUAUCCAAGAAUUUCCGGUAGAGAUUACGAAGAUGGUCUUCGAACUCGUCAACAAACCCGAUCUACAAUCCCUCCGAUUGGUCUCAAAGGCCAUGAAAGUAAUAGCAUCAACAAUCCUCUUCCGUCGCGCAUACGCUUCGAUCUACUCAGGGGAUACUCAGGUCCUCCAAGCCAUAUCUCAACACCCGGAAUUACGCCAUUGCGUUCGUGAACUGGUUUAUUGCGGCACUACCCCAACGGAAAGCAUAUAUUAUUGCGAUGAUGAAGGGCUUACGCCCUCACCCCCUACCAACCUGCGUUUUAGAUUUAAACGCAUUGCAUGGAAGGAAGGGUUUGCGAAAUCUCUUAUCGACGCUAUGAGCAUGAUGCCACGGGUUCAAAAAGUCACGCUCACCAAUCAUAUAUGUUCAGAGUACUGCCCACUAGUUGCCAGGAGGGCCAAUCUAGAUACUCUACUUACACUGGGUAAACCAGCCUGGGCUCCGGAACCACCAGAACCGAUGUUCCCUCCUGAAGUGAAGGCCGUGAUCCUCCCAGUGAUGCAGUUUGACCUUGGCUUUAAGGUCAUGUGCGAAGUGAUAUCGAUUUCCGGACACCAAGUCACAGAGCUUUCAACUCACUUCGACCAUAACUUACAAGACACCGCAGGAAACCAGUCAACGACUUUCUGGGAGAAACAAGGAUUGGUGUUUGGCUCCCUCGUGACGUCGCCUCGUUAUUUCGAACAUACUUGCAAUACAUUUCGGCAAUUGCGCAAGAUUAAACUGGCUUUCGAACACGAUUUCGACAGGUUAGGAAUGGCAAACAAUCCGCGAUGUGUUUCCUUUCAAAGGAACCUAAUGAAAGCCCUCGCAGAAGCCAAGAAUUUAGAAGAGUUAGAGCUCGAAUUUCUGUUCAUGGAGAAUGACUUGGACGAGCUCGUGGGCUGUAUGAGCAAGCUCACAUGGCCCUUCCUACGAUCCUUGACGUUAAUCGACAUUGAAGUUGAUUUGAAAAAAUUGGUAGCGAUUUUGGCGAACCACUCUAAGACCCUUCGAUCCCUGAAUCUCCGAGGAAUCAGCCUUUCUCAUGGCAAUUGGAAGGAGGCCGCGAAUGAGUUCAACAAAUUAAGAUUACCGAGAAUAGAGUCGGUUAGUUUCAGUUGGCUAGGCUGUCACCACAAGGAAGAGAGUACCAUCUACAUUAGCCGAGACUCUUACAAGCCGCAGUUUGGUAUCAAAGGAGUCUGCGGGCCCAAUUAUGGCCCAUUGCUUGAAGAUGAAUAUUACGCAGAGGAUCAAGAGAACGAAGAACAUGAGACGGAUGGAGGAGGCAAGGGACAUGGCAUGGACGACGGGAAGAAAACGAAAGUCCUUAACCCCUUCGUCAAUUGGUUGGAACUUGAAAAAUCUUUCUUCCAAAGAGAAUGGGGUCAGAUUAUGAUACCUGUCCCUGUUUGGGUACUUGUGCCAUCAUUAGUCGACAGUCUGGAACCUUUUUACAACAGGAAUGAAAUCUAAGGCUGGCUAGUUAUACCACCCAUAUAUACCUACCUAAGUCGAUAGAAUGACCAUGGGACCUAGGGGGAUGUGGAACGGGAACAUUAUGAAGCUAUCCAUAUAAUUACCGAGGUACCUAGGCGCGUGUGAU
This is a messenger RNA of Hypoxylon trugodes, 1882 nucleotides long. RefSeq lists its product as uncharacterized. The record is from RefSeq and is a predicted model, not a curated record. Gene Ontology annotation, molecular function: protein binding. Bases 190 to 1752 code for a protein of 520 amino acids. The transcript has 2 exons. NCBI's taxonomy places the organism in Eukaryota, Fungi, Ascomycota, Sordariomycetes, Xylariales, Hypoxylaceae.